Molecule: messenger RNA, 4815 nt
Organism: Thunnus maccoyii (southern bluefin tuna)
Lineage: Eukaryota; Metazoa; Chordata; Actinopteri; Scombriformes; Scombridae
Product: NACHT, LRR and PYD domains-containing protein 14-like
Exons: 13
Coding region: 1351-4815 (1154 amino acids)
Molecular function (GO): protein binding
Source: RefSeq, a predicted model, not a curated record
UCUAAAUAUAGUGCACACUGAUAUUGAUUAUUUUAGGUGGGCCUUUUUUGUAGGUGGCUAAAAUGCAUUAUCCUGCUGGUCCCAUCCAGAGCAGUACAUUGCUUAGCUUCCAUGGUGGUGUUACACUGUAUUUUGUGACCCAUCAGAUUCUGUCCUGCAGUGUUGGUUAAGUUGGUUAGGUUUAGGCAUAGGAGUGUGAUGGUUAGGGUAAGAAUAUCAGAGCAGGUCAUAGAAUCUGAUGUGUCUCUAAAUACGGUGUAACACUGGUACUCCUGCCUACGUCUCCAAACCGGGGACGUGCCAACCCAAAUUUACUGCAGGUAAUACAGACAGAGUGCAACGCGUCAUACUCUGAAAACCAUGCCCAUUGGAGGGGAAAACAAUUGGUGACUUAAUAUGCAACCAAGGGCUAAAACACUAACAUACUGCCUGAAGCUAGCUAAAAACAUUAGAUUUCAGUAUGUCAAAGCAUUAUUUUAGCACCCUAUGUCUACCAGAGAGUUACAGGUAGUUGACUGAAUAUGCUGAAACCCGUUACAUUAAGAUGGAAUACCUGAAUGCAAGGGCUGACAUCACAUCUACUGUAGAGGUAGCACAACUGUAUAGCAAACUCCACCACGUAUGACACAUCUCUCAACUUAUAUGGUGACUACAGUUCAUAAACACAGGCGGGAAAUUACAUGCACAGACAUACAAUCAUUUCCCAUUCAGGCUCUUUUUACAGUUAGCAUUUCAGCUGAAUGCACAUUAGUUAUUCUGUGAUUUAAACAUCUAUUACAAACACUGCAUACCUUUCAAUUAAACAGCUAUUCUGUUUUUACUUUCAUGUAUGUUCUCUGUGACAGUGAAUCCAUGAGUUGCAUGGACUCACUGUCCAUGCAACUCAUAGAGAGACUAAAUUGCACUUUGUCUCUAUAUAACUUUGUCUCUAUACAACCCCGCUUCAAAAAAUGCGAACUAUUCCUUUAAUGUCAUGUAAACUAAUAAAAACUAAUAAGAAGCUAAUAAGUUGAGGCAUAGGACUAGGUGUAUUAUACUGUGUAUGUAUGUGUGUCUCCAGUGUUACUGGUUUGCCUCUCAGAGUCCAGAAGAUGAAUGUUUUGGAGGAAGACGAGGACAGAGUCUAAUUUCUGUCUGUGAAGAGUGAUUGGUCUAAAGGUGAUCCUCCAGACUUCAGUUAUGAAGCUGGACCCCCAGACACAAAAACAAAAAAACACACAAGUACAUUUUGAGACAAGACCCUCAUUUUUAGGCACUCUCGACUGACAGCUUUCACACCAGUGUUAACAAACCAAUCAAAACAUGUAAAGACACCAGAGUUCACUGAACAACAACAAACAGAGAGCCAAGAUGACGGAGAUGGACCUCCUCAACAUUCUGGAUGAUUUAAGAGACAAUGAAUUUGAGAACUUCAAAUGGUCCCUGAAGUAUGAAAAGGUGGGCAACAUCCCACCCAUUAAAGAGAGCCAGCUGUCGAAGGCAGAGAGGCGAGAUGUGGUGGAUCUGAUGGUGCAUAAAUAUGAAUUUGAUGGAGCUGUGGAGGUAAUCAAGAGCAUUUCAAAGAAGAUCAGCAGAAAUGAUCUCGUGAAGAAGUUGCCAAACAUCGGCUCAGGAACCGAAGCAGAUGAUGAUCUGCAGGAGGUCUCAUAUAUAUAUAAGAUCAGCCUGAGGAGGAAUUAUCAACAUGUGACUGAAGGAACUGAUGAAUCAGGAAGUAGACCCCUCCUCAACAAAAUCUACACUGAGCUCUACAUCACAGAGGGAAAGAGUGAAGAGGUUAAUACCCAACAUGAGGUGAGACAGCUUGAGACAGCUUCCAAGACCAUCCAUGACACUCCAAUCAAGUGCCACGACAUCUUUAAAGCCUUACCUGACCAACAGAAAUACAUCAGAGUUGUUCUGACGAAUGGUGUUGCUGGUGUUGGAAAAACCUUCUCAGUGCAAAAGUUCACUCUGGACUGGGCAGAGGGCUCGGAAAACCAAGAUGUCAGUCUGGUGAUUCUGCUUUCAUUCAGGGAGCUGAACUUGAUCAAAGAUGAGCAGUACAGUCUCCUCAUGCUGAUCCAUGAUUUCCAUCCGACAUUACAGAAGAUCACAGCAGAGAAGCUUGCUGUCUGUAAAGUUUUGUUCAUCUUUGACGGCCUGGAUGAAAGCACACUUUCACUGGAUUUCAAGAAAAGGAAGGUCGUGUCUGAUGUCACACAGAUGUCAUCAGUCAACGUGCUGUUGACAAACCUCAUCAAGGGGAAUCUGCUUCCCUUGGCUCUCGUCUGGAUAACUUCCCGACCUGCAGCAGCCAAUCAGAUCCCUCUGACAUGUGUUGACAGGGUAACAGAAGUACGAGGCUUCACUGAUGACCAGAAGAAGGAGUACUUCAGGAGGAAAUUCAGUGAUGAAGAGCUGUCCAGCAGAAUCAUCUCACACAUCAAGAUAUCCAGGAGCCUCCACAUCAUGUGUCACAUCCCAGUCUUCUGCUGGAUCACUGCUACAGUUCUGGAGCACAUGUUGACCACAGCCCAGGGAGGAGAGCUGCCCAAGACCCUGACUGACAUGUAUUUACACUUCCUGCUGGUUCAGACAAAGAGGAAGAAGCAAAAGUAUGAUGAGGAUAAUGAAGCGAAUCCACAGGAGCUGACAGAGGCUGACAGGGAAGUUCUUCUGAAGCUGGGGAGGCUGGCGUUUGAACAUCUGGAGAAAGGAAACAUCAUGUUCUACCAAAAAGACCUGGAGCAGUGUGGUCUUGAUGUCACAGAGGUCUCAGUGUUGUCAGGAUUUUGUACACAGAUCUUCAAAAGAGAGAGUGUAAUCUUCCAGAAAACAGUCUACUGCUUUGUUCAUCUGAGCGUUCAGGAGUUUCUGGCUGCAGUCUACAUGUACCACUGUUACACCAACGACAACAAAGAGGUACUGGAAGACUUCCUGGGAAUAAACCACAGUUACUCCUCUCUGAAUGACUUCCUGAUGGGAACCAUGGAGAAAUCUCUCAAAAGUAAAAAUGGCCACCUGGACCUGUUUGUCCGCUUCCUUCAUGGUCUCUCUCUGGAGUCCAACCAGAGUUUCUUAGGAGACCUGCUGGGUCUGAUAGAGAACAGUCCACAAAUCAUCCAGAGAGUCAUCAACAACCUGAAGAAGAUGGACAUGUACAAAAUCUCUCCUGACAGAAGCAUCAACAUCUUCCACUGUCUGAUGGAGAUGAAGGACCGCUCAGUACAUCAGGAGAUCCAAGAGUUCCUGAAGUCAGAGAACAGAUCAGAGAAGGAGCUCUCUGAGAUCCACUGCUCAGCUCUGGCAUACAUGCUGCAGAUGUCAGAGGAGGUUCUGGAUGAGUUGGACCUGGAGAAGUACAACACAUCACAGGAGGGACGACGGAGACUGAUCCCAGCUGUGAGGAACUGCAGAAAGGCUCAACUCUCUCACUGUGGACUCUCAAAGACUCACUGUGAAGUUGUGGCCUCAGCUCUUAAAUCCAACCCCUCCCACCUGAGAGAGCUGGAUUUGAGCUACAACUACCUGUGGGAUUCAGGAGUGAAGCUGCUGUGUGUUUCACUGGAGAGUCCAAACUGUAUACUGGAGAAUCUAAGAUUGUGUUGCUGCGAAUUGACAGAUGUCAGCUGUGCUUCUCUGGCCUCAGCUCUGAAGUCCAACCCCUCCUAUCUUAGAGAGCUGGAUCUAAGUGGAAACGAGCUUGAGGAUUUAGGAGUCAAGCUACUGUGUGAUAUUCUGGAGAGUCCACGCUGUAGACUGGAGACUCUGAGAUUAUGGCGCUGCAGUUUGUCAGACAUCAGCUGUGCCUCUCUGGCCUCAGCUAUGAAGUCCAACCCCUCCCGUCUGAGAGAGCUGGAGCUGAGUAAAAAUGAGCUUCAGGAUUCAGGAGUGAAGCUGCUGUGUGAUUUUCUGGAGAGUCCUCACUGUAGACUGGAGACUCUGAGAUUGAGGGAAUGCAGUUUGUCAGAGAUCAGCUGUGCUUCUCUGGUCUCAGCUCUGAAGUCCAACCCCUCCCAUCUGAGAGAGCUGGAUCUGAGAGGAAACAACCUGCAGGAUUCAGAUGUGAAGCAGUUGUCUGAUCUUGAGGAGAGUCCAAACUGUGCACUGGAGACUCUGAGAUUGAGUGACUACAGUUUGUCUGGGAUCAGCUGUGCUUCUCUGACCUCAGCUCUGAAUUCCAACCCCUCCCAUCUGAGAGAGCUGCACCUGAAUGACAACAGGCUGCAGGAUUCAGACGUGAAGCUGCUGUGUGAUUUUCUGGAGAGUCCACACUGUAGACUGGAGACUCUGAGAUUAAGGGGAUGCCGUUUGUCAGAGAUCAGCUGUGCUUCUCUGGCCUCAGCUCUGAAGUCCAACCCCUCCCAUCUGAGAGAGCUGCAUCUGAAUGACAACAGGCUGCAGGAUUCAGACGUGAAGCAGCUCUGUGAUUUUCUGGAGAGUCCACACUGUAGACUGGAGACUCUGAUAUUAUGUCGCUGCAGUCUGUCACAGAUCGGCUGUGCUUCUCUGGCCUCAGCUCUGAAGUGCAACCCCUUCCAUCUGAGAGAGCUGGUGCUGAGUGAAAAUGAGCUUCAGGAUUCAGACGUAAAGCUGCUGUGUGAUUUUCUGGAAAAUCCACACUGUAGACUGGAGACUCUGAGAUUACGGGGCUGCAGUUUGUCAGAGAUCAGCUGUGCUUCCCUGGCCUCAGCUCUGAAGUCCAACCCCUCCCAUCUGAGAGAGCUGAAUCUGAGUGCCAACAAGGUUCAGGAUUCAGGAGUGAAGCUGCUGUGUGAUUUUCUGGAGUGUUCACACUGUAGACUGGAGGCUCUGGGUGGUUACUGGUUGUAA